AUUACUCUCAGUUGGGUCGUUGACUUUCAAUGGAAGCCUGUCAAACGGACCUAGACAUCGAGCAACACAACAAUUUCUACUCCAGACAGAGGGCGUAGGUAUUCCGCUUACUUAGCGAGCACUGUUUGUUACAAUGACCACCUAGCAAAAUGAGCUUCCUUAGAUGGUGGUAAUAGUGCUACUGGUAGCUUUUGUUCUUCUUGAUCUUUAUGGAUCCUUAGAUUUAUGAAGCCUAAUCCUUAAGCAAGAUUAUUGCAAGAACAGCUAAAGAACAUUAACGUUCAGAAUUCAGAUUGCCCAAGACUGGAGCCACUAAAUCAGGGGACAGGGUUGACUUCAGGCUCUUUCUAUUCAAAGUACUUCAGGUUCCAAGAGGAUGGGACAGGUUGUUUUUGUCCAUGGUCUCUGUCGAGAUGGGGAAAACAAACCAUUGCAAAGACAGGCAAAGCACUGGUGUGCGAAAUGGGGUCUGUCAGUUUGUCAGAGAUUCUUACAGAACCUAUCUGGGUUUUGCAGGAUGAGUCUUCAAAAGAGAUGGAGGGUUGUCUCUUCAAGCUUCUUGUGGUGGCGAUUCCAGAAGAUCACCUCAAUAGGCAGGAGUUCCUAAUCAAAAGUUCCAGAUAUAGGGUUGCUUGCGUUUCUUGCUACUAUAAGGGAACUAAUGGGGUGUAUAUUAAUCUAAAUGAGUGUUGGAUCACAGGGAGCGACUAGAUAUCGUCUUCUUAGAGAGACAUUUGUGGACAUGACAGGAUCUAUGAGUUCAAGUGUUGCUGUUUGACUUUCAUUUCCAUUGAGAGAGGGCAAUCAUGGGACAACCUUGCAAGCUAACAUUCAGUGCCUGGCACCAGAAGCAAAACUCAGGAUUGUGUAAUAUGGAAAAACGAUUUUCACUGAUCUUUUGAUUCCAUUAAUGUUUCUACUUCAUCAUGAGUAUUUGGUGUGGACAUCUCAGGGAUAUUUAGUGCAGCGGGAGAUAUGUCCCUAGGAAUGAAUGGUAAUUAUGCAGACUCUAAUGAUGUGAACAUAAACUCAGAUAAGCCAGAGAGUAUAGCAAGGAGCAUUGGAUCUUCGUCCCCUAAAAAGAUAAGACUCUAUGGCACAUCAAGGAGAACCUGAGACUAGACAAGUUCCCUUGCGUUUUCUUGAAACUUUGAAGAUUACACAUCUUUUCUCGUUUCACAAUUUAUAUGUUGUAAUUUUAGCAUGAUCUUGUUGUAUGAAAUGCAUAAGGUGUGUAACACCAUUUAUACUGUACUUUGUCUUUUGCUUGGAUUUAUCCUGAAGCAAAUAUAUCUUAUUUGGUAAA
Molecule: messenger RNA, 1306 nt
Organism: Rubroshorea leprosula
Lineage: Eukaryota; Viridiplantae; Streptophyta; Magnoliopsida; Malvales; Dipterocarpaceae
Source: the annotation of a GenBank genome assembly